AUGGAACCCCAUUCAUCGGACCUCUCAUCUUCACUAAUCAAAACAAAAUCAAAACCCACCAAAGUCAACCGAGACUUCCUACUCCACCUCGAAGCAUACCUUUCCAAACGCGACGGCGUCGACAAGCUCCUCAAGAUCUCCCGAUACGCCACCAAAAUCAUCCUAUCCUCCGACUCCAUACCCACCACCCACCCCCUCCACCGCCGCCUCAAGAGCUUCGAAUCCAGCGUCGGACUCAGCCGUAAAGCCUUCCGCCUCGGCAAAUUCAUCCAAGACGUCAAUUCCUUCCGCUCUGCAAAACUCGAAACCAGACAAGAUAUUAUACUCGCCGUCAUCGCGUACGGCGGCGAGGGUUUGUAUUAUUUCGUCGAACAGUUUGUUUGGUUAGCGAAAUCAGGGCUCAUCGACAGCAAACACUCUCGAAAUCUACAAAGAAUUAGUGCGUGGGCUGAAUUUAUUGGAUACAUCGGAAGUAUUAGUUUGAAAACUAGGGAUCUGAAGGGGAUUUCGAAGGAUGAAGCUUGUUUGCUAUCGAGUAUCGAAAUUAUGGAUACGAGAGGAGAUUCUACGAAAACCGAAGAGGAGAAGUUGAAGAAAUUGAGGGAAAAGAAGUUAUUGAAGAAGCUUUCGGUGGUUCAAGAUGUGGCGGAUGGAUUGAUGGCGGUGGCUGAUAUUCGCGACGGCAAGGGGCGGCUUUCUGGACCGCUACUGAUGGCGUCGGCGGGGAUGUUGUCGGCGAUCAUUACCGGGUUUCCAGCAAGAAGGAGGUGCAAGAGCAAGAGGGGAGGUGCGAUUCUAGCAGUUCCAGGGAUUCAGAGACUUCAUUUUGAGGCGAAGACUAGGCAAUAUUCCUACCGAGUCAGAGAUUUACCAAGACGCCUGAGGUACCAACGAUGA
This is a messenger RNA of Lactuca saligna, 897 nucleotides long. The record is from the annotation of a GenBank genome assembly. NCBI's taxonomy places the organism in Eukaryota, Viridiplantae, Streptophyta, Magnoliopsida, Asterales, Asteraceae.